Messenger RNA from Hyaloscypha bicolor E, 219 nucleotides. Its product is annotated as bola-like protein. The annotation marks the transcript as partial. The transcript has a single exon. NCBI's taxonomy places the organism in Eukaryota, Fungi, Ascomycota, Leotiomycetes, Helotiales, Hyaloscyphaceae. The record is from RefSeq and is a predicted model, not a curated record.
GAGAAGGAAAUCUUCGAGUUGUUGAACAAGGAGUUUAGGGCGGAGAAGCUGGAGGUGCAGGAUAUAAGUGGCGGGUGUGGCAGUAUGUAUGGGAUUGAGGUUGUGAGUGAGAGGUUUCGCGGACUGAGUAUGUUGAGGCAACAGAGGUUGGUUAAUGAGGUGCUGGGGGAGGAGAUUAAGGGGUGGCAUGGAGUGCAGUUGAGGACAAGGGCGCCGUGA